CAGCAUGGGGCGAGAGAUGUAAAGCAUCUUGGAGGCGGAAAAUCGAUAAAGAUGUCACUGCUUGAACUACAACGAUAGCAUGGCGUCCCUUACCUCGCGUUUGAUAAAAGUGCUUUCUGAAGUCAUUCCCAACUACAAACCCCCUUUAAACAAUGCUACGAUACUAUCAAAGCCCCACAUUCGAAAUAAGAAGUCAUACUGUGAUCAGCUUAAAGCUUCUUCAAAUGCAGAUGAAAUGAACUUUUUAGCUAAGGAAGGGUACUCCAAAGAUGGUUUAUGCAUGAAUACUCUAGGCCACUUCCCAGAGUCUUUCUUCUCGUAGGUACUGACAACUAGCUAACCGUACCUACCUGCCAACAUGCCUUGGUCAAAGGUGUCACACGAAUUCACUCACCCCCAGCUUAGCUACGAAGCCAAACCCAACUUCCAACCCUACAUCAAGAUAUCCGUCUUCUUCAAGAAGCUCGACUCUGUCGACUUCGACACCUUCUUCGGCCACUGGCAAACAGUCCACGCCGACCUAGCGGUAGCAACUCAUGGAUUCCGUAAGCAUGUCGUGCGCUACGUUCAGCACCACCAAACCCCCGAGAUGAAGGAGCGGAUACGGAGUCUCGGUGGGAAUGUCCUGGACUAUGACGCGUGCGCCCAAGUGUAUGUCAGGGAGUGGGAUGACUGGCUCACGUUCUAUAAGAGCGAGGAGUAUGCUGCUGCGCUGGGUGAAGAUUCCCCUCUUUUCAUGCAGCUACCGGUGACCUAUAUGGUGGGGCAUGAGAAUCUAGUUGUUGGUGAUGCUUCGGGUCAGAUGGGGGGGGAUGAUGGCUUGAAUGUGGCCGCUUUGGUGUAGAUGCGAUGGCAUUGUGGGGAGUAAACUGGCGAGGUGGCUUAAUCUAGGUAACUAGUGGCAUAUAUAUUGCG
Hypoxylon fragiforme is the source of this 915-nucleotide messenger RNA. RefSeq names its product EthD domain-containing protein. Bases 359 to 844 code for a protein of 161 amino acids. The record is from RefSeq and is a predicted model, not a curated record. The transcript is spliced from 3 exons. Gene Ontology annotation, molecular function: oxidoreductase activity. Lineage: Eukaryota; Fungi; Ascomycota; Sordariomycetes; Xylariales; Hypoxylaceae.